This is a messenger RNA of Dermatophagoides farinae (American house dust mite), 2864 nucleotides long. RefSeq lists its product as uncharacterized. Gene Ontology annotation, biological process: positive regulation of transcription by RNA polymerase II; neuron differentiation; brain development. NCBI's taxonomy places the organism in Eukaryota, Metazoa, Arthropoda, Arachnida, Sarcoptiformes, Pyroglyphidae. Gene Ontology annotation, cellular component: nucleus. The record is from RefSeq and is a predicted model, not a curated record. Gene Ontology annotation, molecular function: RNA polymerase II cis-regulatory region sequence-specific DNA binding; DNA-binding transcription activator activity, RNA polymerase II-specific.
UUUACGUCAUCAUCAUUAUUUUUUCUCUGGCCAUUUUUUUGUUGUAUUUCAAAUCAAUCAAAACAAUUUUUCCUGUUGCUGAUGUUGUCAUUGGCUGAUUAUUGAAAAUUAUAACGACAAACAUUUUUUUCAACUAGCUGCGUGUGCUGUACGUGUUUUUUUUUGUGUUUAUCGAUGUGGAAAGGCGCCAAAUCCAAACUGGUCAUUCUCUAUGUAUUUAAAACAUCCUACUGAUGAUUCACGCCGACUCAAUUGAUCUGAAGACAAUUCACAAUAUUGUGGUUCUUAGCAAUUGGCAUUCAAUACGCAUAUAGUAAAUUAAGAAUCGUCUUUUCUAUAACAAACAAGGAUUCAUUUGAAGCUAUUACAUUAAACAUUACAAUCAUCGUUGACCACCGUUUAAUUCAAACAAAAAGCACGUGUUUAUUGAAUUUCAUCGAAAUAUAAAAAAAAUUACAAAUCAUUACCCAAUAACCACUAUUUUAAUGGUUGAAUAAAAUUGAAUGAUUCGCAUAGUGCUAACAGCAGCAAGUAAUUCAUUCAUUACACUUUAUAUUGCUUGUUUUCUAUAAUUGAACUCUUGCAUGAAUCAUCAUCAUCACAACUGCAAGAAAGCCAGUUCUUGAUAUAUACGUGAGGCGUCCAAUUUCUCUAAACAAAUUUCAGCAAUUGCAUUUAUAUAUCAUCAUCAUCAUUAAAUAUUAAAUAUAUUGUCAAUCACAUUCAACUAUUAUAUCUGAAUCAUGGAAUCAUCUUCAAUACCAGAUCUAGAUACAUUAAUUGUAAAUGAUAAUAAUAACAAUGGUAUUGAUUCCAGUAAUAAUAAUAUUAUGACCACAAUAUAUGAUGAUGAAGCCAUCAUUAUCACUGGUAAUGAUAUCAUAAAUGGUAGCAGUGACAGUAAUAUUAUCAAUGGUCUGACAAUCGGUAUCAAUCCAGAAACACAUUUCGGUUCAUUAAAAGUAUCGGAAAAUUCAUCGACACCAUAUACAGAUGCUACACGUUGUAAACGUACGGGAAAUCAUAAUCAUAUCAAAAGGCCAAUGAAUGCAUUCAUGGUAUGGUCGCAAAUUGAACGGCGAAAAAUUUGUGUACAACAACCUGAAAUACAUAAUGCUGAAAUAUCUAAACGUUUGGGUAAACGAUGGAAAAUGUUAACGGAAGAAGAACGUCGACCAUUCAUUGCUGAAGCUGAACGUUUACGGCUAUUACAUUUGAAACAAUAUCCGGAUUAUAAAUAUCGACCAAAGAAAAAGCUCAAACAAUCAUCAACAUUAAAUCCAUCGUCAUCAUCGUCAUCAUCAUCGAAUAAUGGCGAUAUGGAUAGCCUUUCUGAUUCCGGCCAUUCGGAUACAAGUCGACGAACAAACGGUAGCCACACAAUGAUGAUUGGUCCAACAACAAUACAACAGCAUCCAACGGCUAUAGCAAUCGAAACGACUUUAUCUAAUGGAAUGAUUAUUGCCAAUCAUAAUUCGAUGGUGAUCAAUAGUAUUGGUGAUGUUGGUGGACCACGUAAGGCUAAAAUUCGUACGAUUACACAUAAUGGAAAUACUAAUAGUGGUAAAAGUCUAUCUUCCAGUAUAUUGACAUUAACAACCGCGAAUGGCAAACAACCAACAAUUGUCAAUAAAUUUAUUGCCAUCGAUUCGAUACCUUUGUCCACAUCGAAAACUAUAUCCGGUUCAAUAUCACCUGUAUCCUCAAAUGAUAGUAGCUAUUGUGGUAAUAAUGGUAAUAGUGUGGAAGAUUUACUUUUGAAUUCGGAAGCACCGUUUAUUACGAUUGCUGAUCAGUCGCAUAAACACCUUGGAUUUACAAAAUAUUUACGUAACUCAUCAAAAUCUUCAUCGAUUUUUCAAUCAAAUGACUCAGGCCUCCUAACACCUACAUCGACAGCUACAUCAGGUUUUGCAUCGGAUGGUGAACCGGAAAUGAUCUUUACAUCGACGACGACAACCGAUAGCUUGCCACAACAACAAUUCAUGCUUGAUUCAUUUAUUGAAAACGAUUUGAUUGGCUUGAAUCGAGCUAAAAAUGGUAUCAAUAUUGAUUGUAUUAACCAUCAUCGUCAAUCCAAUAUGAAUGCAUUGCUAUCAUCAUCAUCAGUAAUGGCAUCACCACCAUCUUCGACAACUUCCAUCAACGAUCUCGAUGAUUUUUGUGAUGUUUUCAAUUUAAACAAUAACAAUAACAAUGGUGAUCCAUGGUCUUGUUAUACGUCAGCAACAACAUCAACAACAAAUGGCAGUAAUCAUCAAAUGUCAAAUAAUGGUGGUCUUAUAUUCGGUCAUUUGGAAUCCUCAUACGAUUCAUUGCAAACCUCGGCAACACAAUCGACCAACAUAACCGCAUCAACAACUACCUCAGGUAGCAGUAGUUCAUCGGGUUCUCAUUUUGAAUUUCCCGAUUAUGAUGGACUUGAAGUGAAAAACAUUUUCAUCGAUGAUGAUUGCUGGAACGAUAAAACAUUGCUGUCAAAUUUUCAUUAACUUAUGACGAUGGCACUUAUCUUAGUCUUGAUAAUUUUGGAAUCCCUCCCUUUACUGAAAAAAAUUCAUCGAAAUUUUCUAAAAAUUAAUCUUCGCAUCCGGUCACUCACUCCAUUCAUCCAUCCAUUUUACGGCCUGGCGAUAUUAAUCGUCAUUUUCAUCAAUCAUACUCUCUUCUCAUUAACAAUCUCUCCGACAAACAUUUUAAGCGCACAUGACAAACCCGUUACCUCGAUCUGUAAUAUUCUCCUUCGCUAAUUUACACACCUUCAUUCAACUACCAACCGACUGAUCACCUAAAAAAAUUAGCAAAAAAAAAAAACAAAAAUUCCAAGUGAAAAAUCCAUCCAUCAAAUUUAUUCAUACAAAUAA